ACACACAUAUAUAUAUGUAUGAAUGUGUAACUAAGAGGGCAACGUCGAGACGAUUUAAAAGAGGAUUAUUUCCUGAAUCGGAAGCUUUCUUGAUAUUUUGUGUACUGAAGAUCAUCAAUACUCAAUAUUUGAGCUUCAAUUUUUCUUCCUUUGGUACAAGGAGCAAACAGAGAAGCACCUGGGCUUAGCUCACCCCAUACCGACAGAGAUAAGAGGUGUCAUCUCUCCUGCGACUUAACAGAAAUCCAGAAUGAGUGAUGAAUUCAAGACAUCGCCGUAUAGGCGCUAUCGCGGCGACGUUGAAGCCGGUAACAGUAGCCGAAACUAUGAUGAGGAUGAGGAUGAAGGUUCGGGGCCAUUUGAUAUUGUAAGAACCAAAAGUGCUCCAGUCGACCGGUUGCGUAGGUGGAGGCAAGCUGCGCUUGUACUAAAUGCUUCUCGGAGAUUUCGGUAUACAUUGGAUUUGAAGAAAGAAGAAGAAAAGAAGCAAUUGAUUGCUAAGAUUAGAAUGCAUGCUCAAGUCAUUCGGGCUGCUGUUCUUUUCCAAGCGGCUGGGCAAGGAGUGAAAGUUCCAGGAUCUACAAAGUUACCACCCUCAAGCCCAACUCGAUUUGGUGAUUUUGGUAUCAGCGCAGAGGAAUUAGUUUCUAUGUCCAGGGAGCACGAUCUCUCUCUUCUGCAACAAAAUGGAGGGGUCAAAGGAGUUGCUGAGAAGUUAAAGACAAAUUUGGAGAAAGGGGCACCUGGAGAUGAGGCUGACCUCAUAGAGCGCAAGAAAGCUUUUGGAUCGAACACAUAUCCUCGGAAGAAAGGGCGGAGUUUCUGGAGGUUUGUUUGGGAAGCUUGUCGAGAUACCACACUGAUCAUCUUGAUGGUCGCUGCAGCCGCUUCCUUAGCGCUGGGCAUAAAGACUGAGGGAAUAAAAGAAGGUUGGUAUGAUGGAGGAAGCAUUGCCUUGGCAGUUCUUAUAGUCAUUAUAUUUACAGCUGUCAGCGAUUACAAACAGUCUCUUCAAUUCCAAAACUUGAAUGAGGAGAAGCAGAACAUACAGAUGGAGGUUGUUAGGGGUGGGCGUAGAAUCAAGGUCUCGAUAUUUGAUAUAGUUGUUGGGGAUGUUGUGCCUCUCAAAAUUGGUGAUCAGGUACCUGCAGAUGGGCUUGUAAUCUCUGGUCACUCCCUUUCAAUUGAUGAAUCAAGUAUGACUGGCGAGAGUAAAAUUGUUCAUAAGGACUCAACAAAAGCACCCUUUCUUAUGUCGGGAUGCAAGGUUGCUGACGGAUAUGGCAGCAUGCUGGUAACAAGUGUUGGAAUAAAUACAGAGUGGGGAUUACUUAUGGCCAGCAUAUCAGAGGAUAAUGGCGAAGAAACACCAUUGCAGGUACGAUUAAAUGGUGUCGCUACAUUUAUUGGUAUAGUUGGUCUUGCCGUAGCAGUAGCAGUUCUGAUAAUCCUCGUCGCCAGGUUUUUUACUGGGCAUACCAAAAAUCCUGAUGGCACUGUCCAAUUCACAGCUGGGAAGACUAAAGUUGGUGAUGCGAUUGAUGGCUUCAUAAAGAUAUUCACUGUUGCAGUGACCAUUGUAGUUGUUGCAGUACCAGAGGGUCUUCCCUUGGCUGUUACUCUGACGCUUGCUUAUUCAAUGAGAAAAAUGAUGGCUGAUAAGGCAUUGGUCAGGAGGCUAUCAGCCUGUGAAACAAUGGGUUCUGCAACUACCAUUUGCAGUGAUAAAACUGGGACCCUAACUCUGAAUCAGAUGACGGUGGUUGAGGCAUAUGCUUGCGGGAAGAAAAUUGAUCCACCUGACAAUAAGUCUCUUCUUCCUCCUAGUGUUAUAUCUUUACUUGUUGAAGGCGUCGCACAAAACACCACUGGAAGUGUAUUUGUGCCUGAGGGUGGUGGAGCUCUGGAGGUUUCUGGAUCACCCACAGAGAAGGCCAUUCUGCAGUGGGGACUAAAUCUUGGGAUGGAUUUUAGUGGUGCCCGAUCAGAAUCAGAGAUAAUUCAUGCUUUCCCUUUUAACUCUGAGAAAAAGCGAGGUGGUGUUGCUGUUAAACGGUCGGAUUCUGAAAUUCGUGUUCACUGGAAAGGUGCUGCCGAAAUAGUCCUUGCUUCUUGUACGAGUUAUAUUGAUCCUGAUGAUAGUGUGGUUCAGAUGGAUGAAGAUAAGUUAUCACUUUUUAAGAAGGCAAUUGAAGAUAUGGCUGCACGGAGUUUGCGCUGUGUUGCCAUUGCCUAUAGGAUUUGUGAAAAGGAUGAAGUUCCAACUAGUGAUGAGGAACUAGAAAAUUGGCAGCUACCUGAGGGAGACCUCAUUUUGCUCGCGAUUGUUGGCAUCAAGGAUCCUUGUCGGCCAUUUGUGAGAGAUGCGGUUCAAUUAUGCAUUAAUGCUGGUGUUAAGGUUCGCAUGGUCACUGGAGACAAUCUACAAACAGCCAGGGCAAUUGCUUUAGAGUGCGGGAUAUUAGGAUCAAAUGCUGAUGCUACCGAGCCUAAUCUUAUCGAGGGAAAGACAUUUCGUAACUUGAGUGAAACACAGAGAUUAGAAGUGGCUGAUAAGAUUUCGGUGAUGGGAAGGUCAUCACCCAAUGACAAACUCUUGCUUGUGCAAGCAUUGAGGAAGAGAGGACAUGUUGUUGCUGUCACUGGAGAUGGCACUAACGAUGCUCCUGCGCUACAUGAGGCUGAUAUUGGUCUUGCAAUGGGAAUUCAAGGCACAGAAGUUGCAAAAGAGAGUUCAGAUAUUAUUAUAUUGGAUGAUAAUUUUGCUUCCGUUGUAAAGGUUGUGCGAUGGGGUAGAUCUGUAUAUGCCAAUAUUCAGAAAUUUAUACAAUUUCAACUUACAGUUAAUGUUGCAGCUCUGAUUAUCAAUGUUGUGGCUGCAGUUUCUUCUGGUAAUGUUCCACUCAAUGCGGUGCAGCUUCUUUGGGUAAACCUUAUCAUGGACACACUAGGAGCUCUUGCACUAGCCACGGAGCCUCCUACAGAUCACCUCAUGCGUAGACCUCCAGUCGGUCGAAGGGAACCUCUAAUAACAAAUAUCAUGUGGAGGAAUUUGUUAAUACAGGCUUUGUAUCAAGUAACUGUUCUCUUAAUCCUCAAUUUCGGGGGAAGGAGCAUCCUGAAUCUGGGGCAUGAUAAGAGUGAUCAUGCUUUCAAAGUUAAGAAUACGCUGAUAUUCAAUGCAUUCGUCUUCUGUCAGGUAUUUAAUGAAUUUAAUGCACGAAAGCCAGAUGAAAUCAAUGUGUGGAAAGGAGUAACUAAAAACCAUCUCUUCAUGGGAAUAGUUGGUCUCGAAGUGUUGCUUCAGGUUAUCAUUAUCUUUUUCCUGGGAAAGUUUACUUCAACAGUUCGGCUUAGUUGGAAAUUGUGGCUUGUUUCUCUUGCCAUUGGUUUUAUCAGCUGGCCCCUUGCUGCUGUUGGAAAAUUAAUUCCUGUACCAGAUAGACCGUUUGGUGAAUAUUUUACGAAGAAAAGGCAUCAGCAAAAGGAUCCCAGUGGUAAAGGACAAAACCCUCCUCCAGAAGUUUCUGCAGAAUAGGCUAACAUUUGUAUAGAUACAAAAUGGAACUCAUAACUAACUUUGAGGCGUCAAGGUUCAUGGGGAGCUGCAUAUCUUAAUGUCUGAUAGGAUUUGCACUUUUUUCUGAGGUUGAAUCAACCUUUCUUAAUGCGUUUUUGUUUAGCUAAUGGUACUAUGUUGAUAUACUUUGGUGCCUCUAUAGGUAGUUGUUGAUACCUAGUACAGUGCUGGUUUCCCGUUUUGAGGGCACUCUUUUUAUACUUCAAAUUGAAAGAUCUGUUACGGAUGUCAUAUAUUUGUACGUAUUGUUUAAAUCUCAAAAGUGUUCUAUUUUUGCUUGCGCU
Molecule: messenger RNA, 3864 nt
Organism: Sesamum indicum (sesame)
Lineage: Eukaryota; Viridiplantae; Streptophyta; Magnoliopsida; Lamiales; Pedaliaceae
Product: calcium-transporting ATPase 10, plasma membrane-type
Biological process (GO): calcium ion transmembrane transport
Cellular component (GO): intracellular membrane-bounded organelle; plasma membrane
Molecular function (GO): ATP binding; ATP hydrolysis activity; P-type calcium transporter activity
Source: RefSeq, a predicted model, not a curated record